AUGCCUUGUGGGGCCUUGCAGCAGGAAAACGAACCUGCAAGAAGGCGCCAUGAACGCCAGAGCUUGGGCUUCAAAGUCGCUUGCCACGGUAUCAAUAGGAGAAGCGAGCACGAGCAGAGGAGCUUCGCAGAUACGGGAAUGUCGGUGAUAAAAAAGGAAAUGGAUGAAAGCUACAUGGCUGGUGUGCUGGGUAGAGUAUGUCUAGAGAGCUCGGUUUUGGCUGAUUCUCCUUUCAAGCUCAAGCUCAUAUUUGGUUAA
Messenger RNA from Linum trigynum, 258 nucleotides. Lineage: Eukaryota; Viridiplantae; Streptophyta; Magnoliopsida; Malpighiales; Linaceae. The record is from the annotation of a GenBank genome assembly.